CCCUUUUGGUAUUCUCCGGUUUCGUUCAUAACAGAUCAGAAAGCUCCCGUUGGUUGACGGAAUUUUUGUUGAGCAUUCGUACGUACUACGCUAACAUUUUCGUAAUAUAAAUAUGGAAUUUCCUGGACUAGGAAAACAUUGCUCUGAAAACAGCUGUAAACAACUUGAUUUCUUGCCUAUGAUAUGUGAUGCAUGUAAUGAAGUAUUUUGUAAGGAUCAUAUCAUCUAUUCUAAGCAUAGCUGCCCAUCCUCUUACAAAAAGGAUAUUCAAGUGCCUGUUUGUCCACUGUGCAAUAAACCCGUUCCGGGCAAGCGAGGUGAAGCCCCUGAUAUUGCUGUGUCUGGACACAUAGAUAGGGAUUGCCAGUCAGAUCCAGCUGUUAAGAAGCGAAAGGUUUACGCUAAUAGGUGCAAUGUAAAAGGAUGUAAAAAGAAAGAGCUGGUUCCAGUAAUAUGCGACUCAUGCCGAUUGAAUUAUUGUUUACGACAUCGUCAUCAGACAGAUCAUGAUUGCCAUGGAUACCAAGGAAGCGGACGCUCUGUUUCUAACACAGGAGCAGCAGCAUUAAAAAGAGCACAAACUUCUGGACCUGCCAAGACUAGUGGGUCAAGGUCAAAACCACAACAGACAACCUUAACCUCCAUUGGACAAAAUCUAGACAGAGAACGACGUGAGAGAGCUCGACAGAGUCAUCCAUCUCGUACUCAGACAUCUUCGGCGCAGUCUUUACAAGGUGGAAUCUCAGAAGAUGAAGCAAUGGCGAGAGCUAUCCAAUUGUCUAUGGUUGCCAAUCAGGGUAGGCCUACCUCAGUGCCAACCAAACCAACAGUACCAAAUGAACAAGCUAUGACCCAGGAGGAAGAGGACCUCGCCCUGGCUAGAGCUAUUGCUGCAAGUGAGGAAGAGCACCGCAGACAACGACCUAACCAAAGACAGCAACAGCAACAGAACCAACAAUCGGAGUCCAAAUGUGUCACAUCUUGAACAUAAAAUUCCUUUAUAAAUAUCAAAGCUAUUUAUUAACAAUCAAGCAAAUCCAUCAUAUAUUUCUACCAGUACCAGCGGUCGUUACCAGCUUUAGUUCCUGAUGUCACUGCUUUUGAUCAAAAAUUUGAAAACUAUCUCAAACUGAUAAAAUAUUAGCUUAUUAAGACCAAAAAUAAAUCUACAAAAAAAAAA
Anneissia japonica is the source of this 1180-nucleotide messenger RNA. RefSeq names its product AN1-type zinc finger protein 2A-like. Gene Ontology annotation, cellular component: endoplasmic reticulum; cytoplasm. The record is from RefSeq and is a predicted model, not a curated record. The transcript is spliced from 9 exons. Gene Ontology annotation, molecular function: zinc ion binding. Bases 113 to 985 code for a protein of 290 amino acids. NCBI's taxonomy places the organism in Eukaryota, Metazoa, Echinodermata, Crinoidea, Comatulida, Comatulidae. Gene Ontology annotation, biological process: proteasome-mediated ubiquitin-dependent protein catabolic process; protein targeting to ER.